Molecule: messenger RNA, 3062 nt
Organism: Closterium sp. NIES-67
Lineage: Eukaryota; Viridiplantae; Streptophyta; Zygnematophyceae; Desmidiales; Closteriaceae
Source: the annotation of a GenBank genome assembly
UGACUUGAGAGAACUAGGUGUAAUAAUGCUAGGGCAGGAGGUCCGUUGAAGAUGCGUUAGAGACGGUUACCAGCGCGCGACGACGUGCGAGGGCAUCCAGGUCGGCUCGCGUCAUCAGGCUUGUUCGGAGAAAUAAAAGGUUCUGGGAAGCAGGACUGCAUUUCGUUGCGUUCUUUUCUUUUCUUCUUUUUUGGGUUGUUUUUCGGGCUGAUGGGCCUUGCGAUCGCCCGAGGACGUUCUGACCUGCCUUUCGCUAUCUCCGUGAUCGAGGUUGACUGACCAAUAACCGCCGUUCGUGUGUAAUAGCCGCACGUCCAUCGACGCAGCGUCCCCGAGUCAUCUCGCCGUCUCUCGUGCCGAGCUGGCAACGAACAGACCUAAGGCGCUUUAGAACGUACUUCUUCACCCUCUAUCACUCCCGUAUCAUCCGCUCCUUUACCCUCCAUCCGCUUUCUUACCUUCCAUCUGCUCCCUUACCUUCCGUAGCUCCCUUACCGUCCGCCAUCACCCCCUCCAUCGUUCCCCAUCGCGGCCAUCGUGGCGCCCUCCGCCAUCACUCCUCUCCGACCGCUGGUCGCUCGCCUGCGCCCUUCCCGCUCGGUCCCGCCUCACCCCGCUGCCGUCACCGCUCUCCACCGACUCUCUUCACCCCGCCCUGUCCCCGCUGCUACCGCUGCUCCUCCUCCUCCUCCUCCUCCUCCUCCUCCUCCUCCUCCUGCUCCUGCUGCUGCUCCUCCUGCGGCCACCCAUGACGCUCCGCACACGCCGCCGUUUUCCUCCGUACCGGCGUUAGCGAGCCCUAUCUCUCACGCUCGCCGUUACCCGAACCCGCACUCCAUCCGCCGCCAUUCCCCCCUCCCCUCCUCCACCGUCGCGUCCCUGCCCCCCCUCCUUCCGCGCCGCGCCGUCCCGUGCUGCUCGCCCCUCUCGCCCCUCUCGCCCCUCUCCCCUGGCGCCCCGAGCGCACCGCCCCUCGUUAUAGAAGCCGGACGGCGGAGCCACAGCGGGCGGAGCAAUAGCAGUAGCUGGAGUAGCAGGGGUGUCAAUAACAGGGGGAAGAUUAGGGUUUCCGCAAGGGGGGGCCGGGUUGUUGCGCGGUGCUGUAGUGACGCGGUUGGGGGUCUAGUGUCGCCAGACGACGAGGACGACGACGAGUACGACUACGUGGACGACGUGGACGACGUGGACGACGCAGCAGUAGCAGCCAUGCCCAAAGUGCAGAAGCUUCACGAUGCGUGCCGAGCCGCCUUUCUCGGCUCGGAACUUCCCGAUGCACAAGGGCUGGAACGGGUCCGGACCAUUCUAGACGCCAUCCGCCCGGCGGACGUGGGGCUAGAGGCCAUGGCGGCGGGGGCGGAGGGCUCCCCGGGGAGAGCGGGGUCCGGGGCAAAAGGGGGAGGCGGGCGCGGGGGGAAAGGGGGAGCGCGGGGGCAGGAUAGCAGGAGACCAGGGCAGGGGGGGACGGGGGGGAAGCAGGCGCGGUGGUCCCCGCCCAUCACGUACCUGCACGUGUAUGAGUGUGACGACUUCUCGAUCGGCAUCUUCUGUCUACCGGCGUCGGCGUGCAUCCCCCUGCACAACCACCCGGGCAUGACAGUGCUGUCGAAGCUGCUGUACGGCUCCAUGCACAUCCGCUCCUUCGACUGGGUGCGCCCCAUGGACGACGCCGCCUCUGCCGCUGCGCUCGCCACUGCCACGGCCGCCGCCGCCUCCGCUGCUGCUGCUGCCGGUUCUGCUGCCGCGUCACCCGAUGUGCGCCUAGCGGAGCUAGUGGAGGACCAGGUGCUGACGGCGCCGUGUGCCACGGAGGUGCUGCACCCCACGUGCGGGGGCAACCUGCACGCCUUCACGGCCGUCACCGCGUGCGCGGUGCUGGACGUGCUCGCCCCGCCCUACAACGCCGACGCCGGCCGCCACUGCAGCUACUUCCACGAGCUCUCGUCACUCAGCACACUGCCAUUGCCGCCGGGCAUCAACGGGGGGCGGGGGAAUCCAUUCUGCUGGCUGGAGGAGUUCCAACCGUCCGACGACUUUGUCGUGCAACGGGGGCAGUACCGCGGACCCAAGGUCAUAGAGCGCAGAAAGCCCGUGCACUCGCCCUCUUCCACCGCUGUCGCCAAGGCCCCUCGCACCUCCUUCCGCUCCUCCUCCAUCCCCGCCGCCCCUCCUCCCUCCGCUGCCCCGCUGCCUCAACCUGGAGUUGAUAGCGUGUCGUCUAUAGAGGCGGGCCGGUGACAGUGUUGCUGUGUGCACUCGAUAGAAUCUGAGAGGAUUUCAACGGUAGAUAGUGCUUCGUUGAGAGAGAGGCUGUGGGAGGGGCUCAUGAAGGGUGAGUGGGAAGUGUGGCUCACGUGGAUGUUCCCUCACAGCUUGUUCCUUGCUUGCCAGGUGCAGCUGCAACAGCAGCAGUAGCAGCAGCAGCUGUGAGUGGGUGAGUGAAGCGUCGUUGUAGCAGCAUUUCGUUGCAGCAGGCAUGGGAGAUGGAGGAGAUGGAGAUGGGGAUAGCUGUGGAGAAGCAGAGCAUCUGCUGCCUGCCAUGCGAUGCCUGUGGUGGUGCCAUGUGGGGUAGGUGAAUGGAGCUGAAGGGCAGAACUCGUUACGGCAAUCGCCAGCAGCAUCAGCAGUGGCAGCAGCAGCAGUAGCAGCGGCGGCAAGGAUGCACGCAGUGAAAAGGAAGAAGCGCAAGCACUUGCAGCAGGCAGGCACAUGUGAUGCGAGGCUAACCCAGCAGGUUCAUCUGUUAGCCAUAUCUUUGCCCUGUUGAUGCUGCCGGGUGGCCCAGUAACCCGUUACAGCACGUGCCGUGAGUCCGAAGAGAAGAAAAAUGGCGAGGGAUGGAGGGAUGGAGGGAUGUUGGUGAAAUGCAUUGAUGAAGUUGAUUGAUGAAGAAGUCAGUCACUCGGUCAAUUGGCUCACUGAUUCACUGACACUCUAGUUACCUACCUUACCAGUAUCGGUGCCACUAUGCUACGGUAUUGGUUUCUGCUCUGUCCUUGUCCUUGCUGCUCGAUUUCCUGCUACGAACCUUGUCUCGUUGCAUGCCUUUUAGUGCCUUCGCCUAU